GACUUCUAAAAGUGUAACACGCAAAUGAGGCACAUGCUGCGGAAGUACAGCGCUAAUUACAUGUUUGAUUUUUUUUUUUACUCAAAUUUACAUUAUACAGCUUUAAAUAACCAUCUGAAUAUUGCACCAUGUCGAUUUCAGUGUUAAAAAGGGGACUUGAACUGCUUAAUGAAGAUCUUAAAGAUGUGACCAAGGGACAGAAGAAGAAGAGGACCAAGAAGGCGUCAGUGAUGGAGCAGAUUAGUACCAAUAAACAGGGUGUUCGGAAGCAGAUCCGACGACUACAGGCCCACAAAACGAGCAGAAAGAAUAAAGCCACAGUCAAAGACAAACAGAUCAGAAAUGCUUUAGAGGAAUACAAAAAGAAGCAGAAGAAAAGUCAGCUCGAUUCCAACCUGCAGUACUUCCUAAAAACCACCCAUAAAAUGCAGGAGACCUGCACAAAUAAGAUUGUGCAGCAGAACGCAGGGCGCCUGUCUCGGCACCAGCCAGAGAAACGGGUCAAGAAACAAGAAGAGCAAUCCAUUUUCACGGAGGCAGAAUUCCAAAAAUUUGAGCAGGAAUAUUUUUCUAAUCUUUGAUAUUACUAUGGACUACUGUGGACACUUGUGCAGUGAUGUAAAAAAGGAAUUCUGCAUUUCAGGAAAACUUCUCGAGAAGUCAGAUGGACAGACAUGCCAGAAAUGUAGUUUCGCUUUUUUAUUAUUUUUUCUUCCCCUAUUCGCGUUUUUUUGGAAAUAAAUUAGUUGGAUGGUUUGCUGAAA
Messenger RNA from Clarias gariepinus (North African catfish), 764 nucleotides. RefSeq names its product ribosomal protein S19 binding protein 1 (gene rps19bp1). Gene Ontology annotation, cellular component: nucleolus. Gene Ontology annotation, molecular function: enzyme binding. The coding region runs from base 129 to 581 and encodes 150 amino acids. Lineage: Eukaryota; Metazoa; Chordata; Actinopteri; Siluriformes; Clariidae. The transcript has 4 exons. The record is from RefSeq and is a predicted model, not a curated record.